Molecule: messenger RNA, 630 nt
Organism: Camelina sativa (false flax)
Lineage: Eukaryota; Viridiplantae; Streptophyta; Magnoliopsida; Brassicales; Brassicaceae
Source: RefSeq, a predicted model, not a curated record
AUGAAUUACUCGUGGAAACAGAAACUCGUGGAAACAGAGUCUGACAAUUACUCUUGGGUGGUUGAAAACAGUGAUUGUAGAGGUUUCUCUUCGUCAAGAACUUGGGAUGCCUUGAGGCCUAGGGAAGAUGAGAAAAGCUGGGCAAGUUCUGUUUGGUUCAAAGGCGCAGUACCAAAACAUGCCUUCAACAUGUGGGUGAGCAACUCAAACAGGUUACCAACAAGACAAAGACUAGUUGCUUGGGGAGUCAUUAAUUCAGCCGAUUGUUGUAUAUGCUCUGCCAUGCCUGAAACUCGUGAUCACGUCCUGCUUACCUGCGACUUUGCUUCAGCAAUUUGGUCUAAAGUACUCAACCGACUAUCUCCAUCUCAUCGGCAGAUCUGCACCUGGUCUGAACUUUUAUCUUGGAUGAGGCAAUCUACAGAACAAGCUCCAUCGCUGCUCCGCAAGGUUGCUGCUCAAGCUUCAGUGUAUCAUAUUUGGCGUCAGAGAAAUAAUGUGCUGCACAACAACCUACGAAUCCCUCCAUCAGCAAUCUUCAAGAUCAUUGAUAGAGAAAUUCGAAACACUAUCACAGGUAGGCGACUUAGAAGGCGUUGGCAACCGCUAACGCUCCUCUGGAUACGUUAG